This is a messenger RNA of Doryrhamphus excisus (bluestripe pipefish), 1100 nucleotides long. It is a transcript of the gene thoc6, whose product is annotated as THO complex 6. Gene Ontology annotation, cellular component: THO complex; transcription export complex. Gene Ontology annotation, molecular function: protein binding. The record is from RefSeq and is a predicted model, not a curated record. Gene Ontology annotation, biological process: mRNA export from nucleus. NCBI's taxonomy places the organism in Eukaryota, Metazoa, Chordata, Actinopteri, Syngnathiformes, Syngnathidae.
GCCCGCCCACCCCUAGGCAAUGACGUCACAUUCCCGCGCCGCCGCCAUCGAGUGGCUUUGAGCACAAUGGGUCCCAUCGAGCUACUGCACAUGUCUGUGUUCUCACAAAGUUUUUCGCCAUGCGGACGAUUUCUCGCGGCGGGAAACAACUAUGGUGAGAUCGCCAUCUUCAGUUUGUGUGCAGCUCUUAGUCCAGAUGUGUCCGAGGCGGCUCGAAAACCAGUUUUAACGUUUACAGCUCACGAAGGUCCGGUCUUCUGCCUGGCGUCGGCCAGCGGCCAGCUUCUGAGCAGCGGUAACGGCGAGGUCAGCGCCUGGAACUGGGCCGAGCUCAUCAAGAAGAGUGUCAAAGCUGUGUGGACCAAGAGACCAGACUACAAGUCCAGCAUGGAGAUCCCAGAGAUCAACGCCAUGGUCAUCAACCCACGAGACAACAGUCUGCUGAUUGGCGGUGGUGACAACAACAUCCAUGUCCUGGAUUUGGAACAGGGUGUCUUCAAGUGUGUCUUCCAGGGACAUUCGGACUACGUGCACUGUCUGAGCGUGAGGGACCGCGAUGGCGAGGUCCUGUCAGGCAGUGAGGACGGCGCCGUGAGGAUGUGGGACAGCAGGACGGCUCAAUGUGUCCACUGCGUGGACGUGCACAAGUACCAAAAGUGUGCACGGCCGCAGUUUGGAAAGUGGAUCAGCUGUUUGACCACGGACUCGGACUGGAUGCUCUGCGGCGGUGGUCCGUUUUUGUCACUGUGGCAUCUUCGGUCGCUGACGCCGACCUCCAUCUUCCCGCUGAGUGGCUGCCAGAGACAAGCCAGCUUCUACCAGGACAUGAUUCUGGCGGUGGGCGAAGGCCCGUUUGUGUCCCACUGCCUGUUGGGGGGGGAAGUCAAGGCUCAGAUCCCUUGUAGCCCCCCAAACCUCAACAGCCUGCAGCUCAACACCAACAGCACGGAGAAUCAGGUGUUGACGGUGGCGGGAAGCAGCGAGCACGUGGACGUGUUCACCAACGUGUCGUACAAGGCCUUCUCACUCAGCUUCUGAUGGGCUCCUUUGUCAAGCUAGCAAUAAAAGAUGUGCAUGGCAGGAAGUGGUUUUAUUCACCU